AUGUCCCCUCCUCCUCCUCUGCAACAUCAUCAUCAGGGCAUGGAGGUCAAGAAAUCUGCUCCAGCGAUUGUGUUCAAGAAGUGGUCGCAGGUAAGGAUCGAGAGUGGGUUGGGAUUGAGGCUGGGAUGGUCGUUGGGGAGAAGAAAAUACAGAGGGAGAGGGAGAGCAUAUGAGAAGGUCGCAUGGGUUGGGUCAUUGGUGGGUUGUGCCUGA
Prunus armeniaca (apricot) is the source of this 213-nucleotide messenger RNA. NCBI's taxonomy places the organism in Eukaryota, Viridiplantae, Streptophyta, Magnoliopsida, Rosales, Rosaceae. The record is from the annotation of a GenBank genome assembly.